AAGUCCAUUGUAAUUUGUAUGGUCUCAAACAAAUGGCUGCAGGUGUAAAGAUAGGAACCGGCUUCCCACCCGUUCCGACUCACCGAGUCACCACCAUCAUGUCCUCCCUCCUCCCUCCUCCUCCUCACCACACUCUCUUCUACCUCCGCGCCUCCCUGCCCUCCCGCCGCCGCCCACCCUCCCUCUGUCUCCGCUCCCGCUCCCGCCCCCUCCGAGCUUCCUCCGAGUCCCCCCCUGCCUCCCCAGAAAAUGCAAUCGAGAAUGUAGUGAUAAUUGGAUCAGGUCCGGCUGGAUUCACGGCGGCAAUAUACGCAGCUCGAGCGAAUUUGAAGCCGCUGGUGUUCGAGGGGUACCAAUCCGGUCCGGGAGGACAGUUGAUGACCACUACUGAAGUUGAGAACUUCCCGGGAUUCCCAGAGGGGAUUACUGGUCCGGAUUUAAUGGAGAGGAUGCGGAAACAAGCGGAGCGGUGGGGAGCAGAGUUGUACCAAGAAGAUGUUGAGUCUAUUGAUGUCAAAACUAGACCUUUUACUGUCGAGAGCAGUGAACGUAAGGUUAAGUGCAACAGUCUAAUUUUUGCCACAGGAGCUACUGCAAAACGGCUCAGGAUUCCCCGUGAAGAUGAAUUUUGGAGUAGGGGAAUUAGUGCUUGUGCAAUUUGUGAUGGAGCAUCACCAUUGUUUAAGGGCCAAGUUCUUGCUGUCGUUGGAGGGGGUGAUACAGCUACAGAGGAAGCUUUAUACCUCACGAAAUAUGCUCGUCAUAUUCAUCUACUUGUGCGCAGAGAUCAACUAAGGGCUUCUAGAGCAAUGCAAGACAGAGUGUACAACAACCCAAAUAUCACCUUGCACUUCAACACAGAGGCUGUGGACAUCAUUAGCAAUACGAAGGGGCAGAUGUCUGGAAUUUUAAUUCGAAAACUUGAUAGUGGGGAGAAAUCCGUGAUUGAAGCAAAAGGGUUAUUUUAUGGUAUCGGUCAUUCGCCAAAUAGCCAGUUGUUGGAAGGCCAAGUUGAACUUGACAGCUCUGGCUAUGUCUUAGUAGAGGAGGGCACUGCAAAAACUUCAGUUGAAGGUGUAUUCGCUGCUGGAGAUGUACAGGACCAUGAAUGGAGGCAAGCCGUAACAGCGGCAGGAUCUGGAUGCAUUGCCGCUUUAUCAGUUGAGAGAUAUCUUGUGGGCAAAGAUCUCAUUAUUGAGUUUCACCAGCCCGUUACUGAAGAGGCUAAGAAGGAACCCUCAAGCAGGGAUGUUCAAGAAGGGUUUGACAUUACUCUUACAAAGCACCGUGGCCAGUAUGCCCUACGAAAAUUGUAUCAUGAAAGUCCAAGGCUUAUAUGUGUAUUAUAUACAGCACCAACAUGUGGCCCAUGUAGGACUUUGAAGCCAAUUCUUAGUAAGGUGAUAGAUGAAUUCGACCAUAAUGUACAUUUUGUUGAAAUUGAUAUUGAGGAAGAUCCGGAAGUAGCAGAAGCAGCUGGAAUUAUGGGUACACCAUGUGUUCAGUUCUUCAAAAAUAAGGAAAUGAUCAGGACUGUAUCGGGGGUCAAAAUGAAGAGCGAGUAUAGACAAUUUAUUCUAGCAAAUAAAUGAGAAGGUUCAAGAUUCUAGUUUGCCUGAUGUCCUCAUUUUGUGGUUCAAUUUUGUUCUUCCCAAACAGGCUAGUUGAGUAAGGCCUUCAUUUUACACAAUAUUGUAGCUUGUAUUGAUCAACUACAUUGUAGAUUACCAUACAUGCAGAGUUGCCAAUGCAUCGUUACGGAAUUUGAUUUUCCGAUCUUGUAUUUCCAUCCAUUGUAAUCUUAGUAGGGUUUAGCAUCUUUUACAUUACGAAGUAUGAACUCACAAGUCCCAUCUUUCAAUUUCUCAGUGCGAAAUUGCUCUUUUGGCUAA
This is a messenger RNA of Malus domestica (apple), 1892 nucleotides long. RefSeq names its product NADPH-dependent thioredoxin reductase 3. Gene Ontology annotation, cellular component: cytoplasm. NCBI's taxonomy places the organism in Eukaryota, Viridiplantae, Streptophyta, Magnoliopsida, Rosales, Rosaceae. Gene Ontology annotation, biological process: cell redox homeostasis; removal of superoxide radicals. The record is from RefSeq and is a predicted model, not a curated record. Gene Ontology annotation, molecular function: thioredoxin-disulfide reductase (NADPH) activity.